Setaria italica (foxtail millet) is the source of this 1000-nucleotide messenger RNA. RefSeq names its product photosynthetic NDH subunit of lumenal location 2, chloroplastic. NCBI's taxonomy places the organism in Eukaryota, Viridiplantae, Streptophyta, Magnoliopsida, Poales, Poaceae. The transcript has 2 exons. Gene Ontology annotation, biological process: photosynthesis; photosynthetic electron transport chain. The record is from RefSeq and is a predicted model, not a curated record. Gene Ontology annotation, molecular function: calcium ion binding. Bases 102 to 761 code for a protein of 219 amino acids. Gene Ontology annotation, cellular component: photosystem II; chloroplast; extrinsic component of membrane.
GCUUCCCUCCAACCUCAGAAAAACGAUCUCCUACUGUCCUAGCCACCAAGGCGACACCCCCUAAUCACACCGUGACUUGCACCAGUCCACUCAGCUCCGCCAUGGCCACGCUCGCCAAGCACCUCAUCCUCUGCUCCUCCACCUCGUCAUCCCCCUCGCCGCGCCGCCGCCGGCCCCUGCCUCCCAACGCCACCGCGGGUGGCUCGGACAAUCAGCCGCAUCAGCAGGCGCCGCCGCCGCAGUCCGCGACGCGGCGGCUGGCGGUGGCCGCGUCCACGGCGCUGGCGGCCACGGCCGCGCUGUACGCGCGCCGUCCCGCGGCGCCCCCGCCCGCGAUGGCCGCGGAGGCGGCGUUCGUGCCGGCGCCGACGUCGCCGGGGACCGUGCCGCGGUGGGGCACCAAGUCGUACGUGCGGGAGCGGUUCUUCGAGCCGGAGCUGACCGCGGAGGAGGCCGCCGCGCGCAUCCGGCAGACGGCGGAGGGGAUGCGCACGCUGCGCCCGAUGCUGGAGACCAUGUCGUGGAAGUACGUGCUCUUCUACGUCCGGCUCAAGUCCAAGUACCUCGACCUCGACCUCACCACCGCCAUGGCCGGCGUUCCCGCGGGGCGGCGCGCCGACUACGUCCGCGUCGCCAACGAGCUCGUCAACAACAUGACAGAGUUCGAUCGCUUCGUGCGGACUCCCAAGGUCUACGAGUCCUACCUCUUCUACGAGAAGACGCUCAAGUCGCUGGAUGACGUGGCAGAGUUCCUCGUUUGAUAUGGAUAAAGGUUUUGAACACAAACUUUUGUAGAGAAAAAAACAUAUAUAACAUAUGCUGUGAGCCUGUGACUAGUGAUCAGGGUUCUCAAUUUCGUUCUCGCCCAUUUUUCGAUCCUCACCAAAAUUCACGAAAUUUUGGCUGAAAUCCACGAUUAAAAAGGUGGCUAUGAACAGUUCCGAAUUUUCUGAUGGAUAGUAAUUUCAAUCACCACCGAAAAGAUGGAAAUUUCGGGAAA